Molecule: messenger RNA, 381 nt
Organism: Penicillium malachiteum
Lineage: Eukaryota; Fungi; Ascomycota; Eurotiomycetes; Eurotiales; Aspergillaceae
Exons: 1
Coding region: 1-381 (126 amino acids)
Source: RefSeq, a predicted model, not a curated record
AUGGCUCUCUCUGACAUCCCAUGCCUCACCAACUCUACUCACAGUUUUUCUAUCCACUGCUUUGAUCCCUCAGAUCAACCUGCUCUUCCUCUCCAUAUCCCAUCAUCAUGCCUUGUAAACCCCCCUCACCGCUUCCAUUUCCCUUCAGCAGAGCAACCACUUCGAUUCCAAAUCGAAAGUCCUUUGCUAGUUCUUCAGAAGCUUCUUCCAGCGGUUUCAUGGCACGUCCCCCACAGCUUUCCUUUGCCUGGUGGUCCCAAGCUAGCGGAGCUAGCGUUUCGGGCAAUCUAUAACCGAAAUGUACGGCCGAAUGUCGCUGAGGAUAUGGUAGUGCGGGAUGAAUACAAAGGUUGGUUGGUAGAGGCCAGACCAAAAGAGUAA